UACUACUUCUCAAAAACAAAGAGAUCUAUCUAGAGAGAGAGGUAAUAAAUUUAAGAUGGGUGUGACAACGUGUUGUGACAAGGUGCAUUCAUGGUUCCGCGAUUCAAAAGCGCUUUUGAUAAUCAUAAGCCUGCAAUUUGGCUCUGCUGGGAUGUAUGUUAUCACCAAGGAUGCUCUUAACAAAGGAAUGAGUCAUUAUGUGUUUGUUGUUUACCGUAAUAUCAUCGCCACUAUAGUUCUUGGUCCCUUCGCAUUUUUUCUUGAAAGGAAAACAAGGCCCAAGAUGACAAUUCGGAUAUUUUCAGAAAUUAUGGCUGUGGCUUUUGUUCGAGUAAUAUAUCAUCUUUAACUUGUCAUAUAUUGU
This is a messenger RNA of Lotus japonicus, 364 nucleotides long. Its product is annotated as WAT1-related protein At5g07050-like. The coding region runs from base 56 to 349 and encodes 97 amino acids. Gene Ontology annotation, cellular component: plasma membrane. The record is from RefSeq and is a predicted model, not a curated record. The transcript has 2 exons. Gene Ontology annotation, molecular function: transmembrane transporter activity. Lineage: Eukaryota; Viridiplantae; Streptophyta; Magnoliopsida; Fabales; Fabaceae.